Notothenia coriiceps (black rockcod) is the source of this 2494-nucleotide messenger RNA. RefSeq names its product rho-associated, coiled-coil containing protein kinase 2a (gene rock2a). NCBI's taxonomy places the organism in Eukaryota, Metazoa, Chordata, Actinopteri, Perciformes, Nototheniidae. Gene Ontology annotation, cellular component: centrosome; cytoskeleton; cytoplasm. The transcript is spliced from 18 exons. The record is from RefSeq and is a predicted model, not a curated record. Gene Ontology annotation, molecular function: small GTPase binding; Rho-dependent protein serine/threonine kinase activity. Gene Ontology annotation, biological process: cortical actin cytoskeleton organization; mitotic cytokinesis; Rho protein signal transduction. Bases 1 to 2304 code for a protein of 767 amino acids.
AUGGCACGUAUCUCCUGCCUCGAGGAGGAGGCCCGUCAGCAGAGACAAACUCUGUCCAAAACUGAGGCUGAGAAGAGACAGCUUCAGGAGAAACACACCGACCUGGAGAAGGAGAAGUCUAACAAGGAGAUCGAUCUGACCUACCAGCUGAAGGUGCUGCAGCAGGAGCUGGAGCAGGAGGAGGCCUCUCAUAAGACCACCAGGGCCAUGCUGGCAGACAAGAGCAAGAUCAAAGUGACCAUCGAGGGCGCCAAGUCAGAGUCCAUGAAGGAGAUGGAGCAGAAGCUGGCGGAGGAGCGAGCGGCUAAGAUUCGUCUGGAGAACCGGAUCCUGGAUCUGGAGAAGCACAGCAGCAUGAUGGACUGUGACUACAAGCAGGCUCUGCAGAAGCUGGACGAGCUGCGCAGACACAAGGACCGGCUCACUGAGGAGGUGAAGAACCUGACGCUGAAGAUCGAGCAGGAGACCCAGAAGCGGAGCCUGACCCAGAAUGACCUGAAGGCUCAGAACCAGCAGCUGAACUCUCUGCGAUCCUCCGAGAAGCAGCUCAAGCAGGAAAUGAACCACCUGCUGGACAUCAAACGCAGCCUGGAGAAACAGAACCAGGAGCUGCGCAAAGAAAGACAGGACACAGACGGGCAAAUGAAGGAGUUACAGGACCAGUUGGAAGCCGAGCAGUAUUUCUCUACCCUGUAUAAGACCCAGGUUCGGGAACUAAAGGAGGAUUGUGAGGAGAGGAACAAACUCUACAAAGACGUGCAGCAGUCUCUGCAGGAGCUACAGGAGGAGAGGGAUUCGUUGGCUGCUCAGCUGGAGAUCACCCUGACGAAGGCGGACUCGGAGCAGCUUGCGCGCUCCAUCGCUGAGGAGCAGUACUCGGACCUGGAGAAGGAGAAGAUCAUGAAGGAGCUGGAGCUGAAGGAGAUGAUGGCCCGCCAUCGCCAGGAGCUCUCAGACAAGGACAUCACCAUCAAUUCUCUGGAGGAAGCCAACCGGACUCUGACCAGUGAUGUCGCCAACCUAGCCAAUGAGAAGGAGGAGCUGAACAACAAGCUGAGCGAGGCAAUAGAAGAAUCAGAGAAGUCGAAGGAUUGGGAGCAGCAGAUCAGCCAGAUGAAGCAGGCCUUUGAGAAGCAGCUGCAGUCAGAGAAGACGCUGAAAACUCAGGCCGUCAAUAAGCUGGCAGAGAUCAUGAACAGGAAGGACCGUGGCGGAGGCAGUCGCCGUGGUAAUGACACAGACUUGAAGAGGAAGGAGAAGGAGAACAGGAAGCUGCAGCUGGAGCUGAGGUCGGAGAAGGAAAAACUCAACAGCAGCAUCAUCAAGUACCAGAGGGAGAUCAACGAGAUGCAGGCGCAACUGUCAGAGGAGAGUCAGAUGCGUAUCGAGCUGCAGAUGGCUCUGGACAGUAAAGACAGCGACAUCGAGCAGCUGAGGAACCUCAUGCAGACGCUCAGUGUUCAGUCCAUGGACUCGGCCAGCGUCUGCAGCGGGCCGGACUUUGAUACCGAUGAUGCGUACGGAGAAACGAGGCUGGAGGGCUGGCUCUCCCUCCCUGUGAGGAACAACACCAAGAAGUUUGGCUGGGAGAGGAAGUAUGUCGUCGUGAGCAGCAAGAAGAUCCUCUUCUACAACAACGAGCUGGACAAGGAGCACUCCAUCCCCUACAUGGUGCUGGAUAUAGACAAACUCUUCCAUGUGAGGCCUGUCACUCAAACAGACGUGUACCGUGCUGACGCCAAAGAGAUCCCGAGGAUAUUCCAGAUUCUUUAUGCCAAUGAGGGCGAGAGCAAAAAGGAGGCCGAGGACCCGCUGCCCAGCGGAGAGAAGUCCAGCUACAUCUGCCACAAGGGCCACGAGUUCAUCCCCACCCUCUACCACUUCCCCACCAACUGUGAGGCGUGCACCAAGCCGCUGUGGAACAUGUUCAAACCCCCCCCCGCCCUGGAGUGCCGGCGCUGCCACAUCAAGUGCCACAAAGACCACAUGGACAAGAAGGAGGAGAUCAUCGCUCCGUGCAAAGUGCACUACGACGUGUCCUCAGCCAAGAACCUGCUGCUGCUGGCCCUGACGCAGGAGGAGCAGCAGAAGUGGGUGAGCCGACUGGUCAAGAAGAUUCCCAAGAAGCCCCCCCCACCUGAGCAGUUUGCACGCUCCUCGCCACGCGCCUCCAUGAAGGUCCAGCCCAGCCAGUCCAUGAGGAGGCCCAGCCGACAGCUCCCCAUCAGCAAGAGCAGCCCUCGCAGGUCAAAUGGCUUCAAAUUGAAACGAGAGGACACCCAGAGUACACAGUGGUACAGCUGACGACUUCUCCCCCCUCCUUUGCCCAGACGUUUCCCUGUAAAAGACUCAAUCCCUGAAUGUGUGUAUGUGUGUUUACAACCAAAAGGUGUCUUUUUGCACUUAACUGUUGAGACACAGUCCUGGUUGUCAGUGUGGUGCUGGUGGAGGGCUAUGUCCACAUGUUGGGCCCAGUGCAUGCUGUCAGGGUCAC